Messenger RNA from Astyanax mexicanus (Mexican tetra), 5215 nucleotides. RefSeq lists its product as uncharacterized. The transcript has 6 exons. The coding region runs from base 272 to 1153 and encodes 293 amino acids. The record is from RefSeq and is a predicted model, not a curated record. NCBI's taxonomy places the organism in Eukaryota, Metazoa, Chordata, Actinopteri, Characiformes, Acestrorhamphidae.
UAGUCUCAAAGUCUCUUGUGAGAAAGGAUUUCUUUCUGGAAAUCAAGUAACAAAAGAGAGAGAGAGAGAAAAACAGAGAGAGAGAGUAAAAUGAAACUUUUCUUCAGUCCAGUAGAAACAGAUGUGGAACAGAAGGAGGAGCAGAUCGAGGCUGGAUCCUCCUCCUGGACUGUGAGUUCUGCAGUUCUGGAUCAUCAGCAGGAGCUCCGGGUCCGGUUCACACUGUGCUGUUUCUCUACAGACCGCUUUAUUCUGCUGAUCGAUCAGCGGUAUGGAGUCCUGUAGCUCAGUGAUGAAGCUCUGUAGAUCUGCUCUUACUGUCCCGCUCUUACUGAUCAUCAUCACUGGAUCUGUAUUAGCUCAUCCUGUAGUGAAGGUGGAGUUUAAUGGUACUGCUGUUCUGAACUGUACUGUGAGAUGUACUGGAAUUGUCAGCUGGAAUAAUUCCACUGAUCUUCUGGCUGAGUGUGAUCAGACUUCCUGCAGAUCACUGAAGGAGGGAUAUCAGAUGAUCUAUAAUCAAUUCCUGCAGGGAGAUUUCUCUCUGAUCAUCACUGAAGCUGAUUUCAGUAAGAGAGGAAAUUACACCUGUAAAUGUGAUGGUAGAAAUAAGUGUGAUGUGGAGCUUCAGAUUGAGGCUCGGAGGACUUCAGUUCAGAUACAGUCUGGUGGAUCUCUGCAUCUGGAGUUGGAGGUAUCAGAUCCAGUGCAGGUGAAUUAUAACAGCAGUACAGGAGCAGCUGAUGGAUCCAGUGUUCAGAUCUGUAAAGUGAUUGGAGGAUCACUGCAGAGUGAACCUGAAUAUAAACACAGAACAUCUCUAUUAUCUGUUCUGGAGCUGAGAGGAGUGGAUGAGUCUGAUAGUGGAUUAUACACCAUCCGAAACACCAAUAAUCAUUAUAAUCUCCACAUCUACAACGUCACUGUUACAGCACCAGGCAGCGGGGGAGCUUCUGAUCUGUUGUGGAUUUUGAUUAUACCUGCUGUUCUGAUUUUGGUGUUAUUUGUGUGGAUUGUAUGGCAGAUGAUAAAAAUUGAGCAGCUCAAGGUUGAACUGGAAAGAGUGCUGUUAAACCAGUUAGUUAAGUGCACAGUCCAGAACAGUGACUGGAAAAAAAACAGUCCUGAAGACUGGAAACCAUCAGCCCUCUGAUAACCACUAGAAACACCCUCCCUCUCUCUCUCUCUCUCUCUCUCUCUCUCUCUCUAUAUAUAUAUAUAUAUAUCUAUUACUCUCUCUCUCUCUCUUGCUUUACCACUAAGUGUGUAUGUGUAUAACUAUACUGUCCUUUUAAACAGGACUGUAUCAGUGAAUGAACUGUUCAGUGAUCAGGUUAACAGUCUCCAGUGGUGGUUUCUUCAUUAGGGAGAUCGGGCGACGCCCCACCACAAAACAAAAAGGAGGGAAAAUUUCAGCACAUUAAACCAGUGUUAAACUAGCUGUGACUGUUCUGUUCAGCCAGUCCUGCCUCUGAAUAUCAUACACCAAUCAGCGUUAAGCUGUGUUUCCCAGAGUACUGCCUCCUUUGGGGUGAUUUACGGUCUUCUGGGCGGAGCUUUCAGAGCUGUCUGGUUUCCCAUAGACUGGAUAAAAGUUUGGGUAGCCUACCACGCUUUACUGCUGCACACUGGAGCAGAGCAGAGCCGCUACACCGCUCACUUUUUCCACUUAAAUCACGACCAGCAAGCGUUGUUGUAUUUCUCUCCUCCGCUCUCCUGCAGUUUUCUGACAUCCAGUAUUUUCUGCUCUUUACCCAAACAGGCUUUAGAAUGAGUGAUACAGGGCAUAUUUUACCCUGCAGAUGAAUCACUUUUUACACCGUUAUUCAGCUCAAAGUAGCUCCACACUUCACUGAUAGAAUCCGGAGAGCUCUGAUAUUUAAAACCAGACAUUUAGAGCUUUAAAAUUGAACAAGAAGUUUAUUAAAAACCACUGUUUACAUCCCAUAUUUCAGGUAACUCUCUGGCAGCUGCAUCUUAAACUUAAGCCACAAUAAGUCAACCGUUGAGCACUUAUUGUAAUUUAGACCAUCUUAGACUAGACCACAGUUUUGCUCUACAAGGACCUAGUGUCCUCUUAUGAGGCCGUUAUACUGUCACCUAGUGGUGGCAAAAGAGUUUAAUACGUUAGAGUUUCGAUUUUGCUCAAAAUUUUAAAUGAACAUUAAAUACUGUAAAUGUUUUUUUUUUUUUUUUACUUUAUGUCUUCGUGUUGAAGCAGCUCUUCAAAUGAGCUAAACUGCUCAAAGGGGCCCAACUGUUGUUUCUACUUUUGUUUUGCACUCCUUUGUUUGGCAAAAAAAUGUUGCAUAUCGUUACUUAUUGCGACUUCAUUGUGUUUUAUUGAAAUAUAAACCUAAAGUCCUCAUAUGUGGACAUCAUUUUUCUCAGAAACUACAUCAUGUAAAAAGAUCAUUCUUUGUUUUUACACUAAUUAGGUGGCAAUUAACCCAAAUAGCAAAGAGAAAUAAAAAUGAAUGUCAUGCAAGAGUCUGGGUCUUUAAGGAGUAAAAUGUUCUGAAUUAAGUGUGUACUGAUUGUUUUGUAUAUUGUUUUUUUUGUCUAUUUUUUCUGUACAAGCUUGAAAUGUUCAUGAGCUUCAUGCACUUGUUUGGAACUGAAGUUUCAUGAGGCUGAUUUGCUUUUAUAUGAAUUAUGUCUCUGUGAAUUAUUAUGCACUAAGUGAUUAUUAUUAUUAGUUAUUGGUGCUGGGCUGUGUCCCUCUCCACUCCUGGUGUGGAGUGUUGUGGGAAUGUUUUAAAUAUUCUACAUUACCUAUAAACUCAUACUGUACAUGUAUUUUUGUACCAAGUUUAUUGUCAAAAAACAUAAAAACAAACAAAAGUAAGGAAAACUGAAAGAGAAAAUAACAUUUUGUGCUUCUACACAAGCAGCUCAACAGCUGCCCUCACUUCAUGUUUACAGUCACCACGCUGCAGUGUAAUAAUGACAGAAAAGAACUGAGAGAAGCUGUAGAAUUCAGUAUGAGAGUAGAAUAUGAGUGAGGAAGAUAAAAACAUGUUCUGUAGUGAAAAUGAGAUGCAAUAAAAUGCAGUGAAAUUAGAGAAGCGUGAGAGAGUUAAUAACUGCAAGACCCCGUUAUAAAACCCCGUUAUAUAACCCCGUUAUAAAACAGAAAACAGAAAAAUAAUAAAAGAAAGAUUACAUAGAUACUGUUACAACAAAAUAACUUAUUUAGAGUUAUUUACAGGAUUAACAAUUAUAAUUAUUAAUGAUAAUGUACAAUAAAAGCAAAUAAGGGUGUAAAGACUUUAUAAAUGUUUAAGUAUAAGGAAUGCAUCAGUAAUAUCACUCUCUCUCUUUCUCUUUUUCAAACACACACACACACACACUGUGUGUGUUUGGUUUCUUAUGUGAGGUAGAGUAGAGAUAGUUCUGCACUAAUAUGGUAAAUGGUUGGACCUGUAUCCAGUGCUGGGCAGUUCAUUUUACCUCACAAAUAACUCAAAAUAUGCAAAAACUAAAACUUAGCAUUAAAAAACUAACCAGCACUAAAACUAAUUAAAAGUAACUAAACUGAAGGGGAGAAAGUCCAAAGAAAAUAAAAUCAAACCAUAAUGAAAAAUUAAAAACGAUUAUAACCUUGAUUUGUACUGUGUUUUUCUGUCUUUAAAGCAGCGUUAUGUAAGGAAUUGGGAUUUCUCAAUCCUGGGCUCCCCUACAGUCAGAUUUACAGUGUAAGUCAAGCUUUGAGCCUCUAUUUAAGGACACACUUUUGCACAUACCUUUCUGGACAAGCUGAGAGAUUCAGACGUGUCACUGAAAGUGAGGCUGUAGAUAUAUAUUAGAAAUAUAACAUGUAUUUACUCUGAUUUGAUUCAGGUUAUGUAGUGUUACACAGUUCUGCAGAGUGCUGUCCUGUAACGCUUCACCAAAGUUACAUAGUGCAGUUAGCAGCUUUCCAAACAUGAAGUAUCACACAUAGAGCUGCUGAUUUUCCUUUUACAGUCUGUGGAGCAUCAACAUGAUUCUAAAAUAUGAUAUUUUUGAAGUUAAAAUGGUACAUAAUGCUGCUUCAAAAGGAUUAAGAAUUAUUAAUCUGUGACCUUGAUCCUUAAUUGAUCUGAUUCUGGCGGAAUGUUUAGCUGAGUGCCGGUCAGUCAAAGUGUGUAUGUGUAUCACAUUUUGCAUGUUAUUCAGAAUAUUAUAUUUGUACUGUAUGAAAGCUUUCUAUUGCUUUGUUUUUGUGUUAAAUUCUCUUCUCUGGAAUUGUAAAAAACACUAUUACGAUCAAACCACUUAUUUCAGUUCUGUUCACACCUGGUAUUAAGAUGCAUCCUGGGUGAUCUGAUCUCAAAUGGGUAUAAAUGUUCAUUCACUCCUGGUAUUUUAAAUAUGUCUCCAGUGAUGGUGAAGCUACAUUCAAACAGCAGGUAAAAGUUCAGUUCAGUGGUGUAUAGUGGAACAGUGAGAUCUGAACUCUGAAAUAUUAGGACUGAUAUCUCUGUUCCAAUAAUAUUAGACGGCUCGUGUUGUUCCGCUCAGUGUUUAGUGAACAGGUCCUGCCUGCAGCAUCACAGAAAAAUAAAUAAAAUACAUUUUACAGCGAGGAUCGAGUGAAUUCUGAUAAACUCAGCUGCUGUCUGAACUCAUUCAUGGCUUAUGAUGAAACUGAAACUUCAUGUGAAGCAGUGCUGUUUAGAGCGUGAGCGUCAGUUACACAGUGUGGACUGUUCACACCUAUGUCAGAUAUGGGUCACAGUAAACAGACUGUGUGAACACUCAUUGGUCAGAAAAUCAGAUUUUGGCCAAAUUGAUUUGCUGUGUGAAUGCAGCUUAUAGGUCUUCCAGUGUUCUGUGAGUCUUCAGCUCUAAUCAACUAGUGAGUCACCUUUAUCCAUUAGCUUGUAAUUGUAGCUCAGCUAACCCCUUCGGAAGGUGGACGGGUAUUACACAUAAGAGAUGCAGUUAAUGUGGUACGUAUUGUUCACACUACAGUAAAAAUAAUAAUUAGUCUGAUCUCCUCUGAAUGUGAGGGUGUGGUUUGAAUGAUGGGAUUAUGUGUACAUUUUUAUCUUUUUAUUUUAGAGUUUUUUCAUUAUAUAUAUAUAAAUGUACUAUAUAAAUGUUAGUUUAAAAUCUGUAUUUUUUUUUUUUUACUAUUUUGUUCCUUAUUAUUUCUAAUUUCUUUGUAAAUGAGGUUUACCCUCAGUGUAAUCCUGAGUGAAAAUAAAGCUUGAUUAAUUAAUUGAAA